Molecule: messenger RNA, 1308 nt
Organism: Aspergillus tanneri
Lineage: Eukaryota; Fungi; Ascomycota; Eurotiomycetes; Eurotiales; Aspergillaceae
Product: amidohydrolase family protein
Exons: 2
Coding region: 1-1308 (435 amino acids)
Molecular function (GO): hydrolase activity, acting on carbon-nitrogen (but not peptide) bonds
Source: RefSeq, a predicted model, not a curated record
AUGGUUUCUACAAUCAUCCACUCAGUGCUAUUAUUCGACGGCCAAUCCGUCCACCAAGAUGCCACCGUCACCUUCGACUCCUCAACAGGCCAGAUAACCUCAGUCUCCAGAGAUAAGCCGCCAUUUACUGAAGGAGCCACUGUGAUCGAUGGGAGAGGCCAUACGUUACUCCCGGGAUUGAUAGAUUCUCAUAUGCACGCUUUUUACCAUGGACUGCCCCCAGAUGCCCCAGAGGAGAUCAUCCUGCAACAACCGAUCAAGGCUGGAGUCACCACUGUAUGCGACAUGCAUUGUGACGCGGCAUGUGUGGAGAGACGACGGGCUCAGAUUGCCGAUGACCUUAAACAGGCACAUGCUGGAAGCGGGCGAGUGUUCGUGUCCGAUUUGAAGACCAGCCUUCUUGGCGCGACUAUUAAAGGGGGAUGGCCAAUUCCAGUUGUGCUGGGUCAUAAUCCUACAGAUGAGCUCAAAGAGUACGUCAAAAGUUGGCCAAAUGUGACGGAAGAUAAUGCAGAAGAAUUCAUAAAAGACCACAAGGCACGCGGGGCGGACUACAUCAAACUGAUGCAGGAGAACUGUCAUUCUUUAGGGGUACCAACAGAUUCGAUCCCCUCGGCAUCUCUGUCCCUCCAAACAGCCAUCGUUAAAGCUGCUCAUGCUGAAAAUUUCACCGUUGUUGCACACGCAACAUCCCUCGAUGGCACGGAGCUCGUGCUAAAAGCCGGGACGGACGGGCUGGCACACACAUUCGUGGACCAGCCACCGACGCAGAGCGUGAUCGAUCUGUACAAUAAGACGAACGCAUUCGUUAUUCCGACAUUUGUGGUACUAAGUAGUGGGUCAGGUGAAAACCAAGACCUGCGAGACAAAUUCGCCGACAUCGCCCACACGCGAGGGUUGAUCGACGCAAGCAGCAAGCAGACCAAGAGAGACUUCCUCGGCACAGGCUCGAGUAGAUGUACCGUUGAGUAUGCGUACGAGACUAUCCGUCGUCUGAAGGUCGAGGGUAUCGAUAUCCUCGCUGGAACUGACUCGAUCGUCGGUCUCGCUGGCACCGCCCUGGGCGCGAGUCUGUGGAUGGAACUGGAGCUGUUUGUGCAGAAAUGUGGGUUCACUAUCCCCGAGGCACUGCGUUCUGCAACAUACUUGCCGGCGAAACGGCUUGGGUUUGACGACCGUGGUGUCGUCGCCCCGGGAAAGAGAGCGGAUUUGGUGCUCGUGAGGGGUGAUGUCACGCAGAAGCUGCAGAGUCUCUGGGAGGGAGAGGGUAUUGUCGGAGUAUGGAAACUGGGAUUUAAAGCUGGUUAA